Amyelois transitella is the source of this 1957-nucleotide messenger RNA. It is a transcript of the gene Vti1a, whose product is annotated as vesicle transport through interaction with t-SNAREs homolog 1A. Gene Ontology annotation, cellular component: endoplasmic reticulum membrane; SNARE complex; ER to Golgi transport vesicle membrane. Gene Ontology annotation, molecular function: SNARE binding; SNAP receptor activity. The transcript is spliced from 5 exons. The record is from RefSeq and is a predicted model, not a curated record. NCBI's taxonomy places the organism in Eukaryota, Metazoa, Arthropoda, Insecta, Lepidoptera, Pyralidae. Bases 110 to 739 code for a protein of 209 amino acids. Gene Ontology annotation, biological process: Golgi to vacuole transport; intra-Golgi vesicle-mediated transport; retrograde transport, endosome to Golgi.
ACAAUCUAGAAAAUUUGUGGUUGUUGUGUUGCAGAUUUACUAACUCAACUAAAUUUUUAUAUAUAAGUAUUAUCAAAUCAAUAAUGCCCCACGAUUAGAUAUUUAAAAAAUGGCUACAUUAGUGCAAUCUUAUGAACAGCAAUAUUCUGUGCUCACGGCAGAUAUCACUGCUAAAAUUGGCCGCUUGAAGGCAGGUCACGAAGAGAAUCGUGAUCAGCUGUCCAGAGAGAUCCAGGCUAAUUUCGAGGAAGCAAAUGACCUGCUGGAACAAUUGGAAUUGGAGUCGCGGGGCGCCGGCGCGAGCUCCCGGCUGGCCGCCUACAGAGCUGAACUGCAAAGGGUCAGAGAAGAAUAUCGCUCUGUCGUCAACAACUCUUCUUCAUAUAACAUAGAAACUGACGAGGUGUACGACGACUGGGGGGGCAGCGACCAGCGCACCAAACUCCUGGACAACACGGAACGCCUCGAGAGGACUGGCAAGAACUUAACCGAAGGCUACCGAGUUAUAUUGGAGACGGAGCAGAUUGGAGCUGCGGUGCUGCAAGAUCUUAAUAUACAGAGGGAGACUAUACAGAGGUCGAGAGGACGGCUACGUGAAACAGACGAGCAACUGAACCGGUCUUCCCGCCUCAUGAGCUCCAUGAUAGUGAGGUCCCUCCAGGACCGGCUCGUGCUCGUCAUGGUGUUCCUGCUGCUGGGUGCUAUGCUCUGUUUAGGCCUCUACUUCUACGUCACAUAGAUGGUCACAUUUAUUGGUAUUCUUAUGUUCCGCUCUGUCGUGAAAAUAAAUACAAAAUGGCGUCGAUAAGUUAAGAGGUAAACGUUAUGAGAAUCUUUAAUAACGGUCAAAGCAAUCUUUGAUUGAUUAGUUUUGAAGAUAAUUUGAUAAAACAUAACUUAGUUAAGAAGAAAAUCAGUCCAAGAUGGCCGCCCUCACAAAAUGUCGGAACACAUAUUUUGACACGACUUAUUUGUAAACGUGACAUAAUAUACUUCAAAUUCAAGGUGGGCGCUAUACUUUUAACUAUAUUGUGUCUGUUUUCCUAAUCUUUUACUUUAAUAUUGUCAAAGUUACUUAGUAAAAACAAGGAAUUGGACCAGUCUAAUCUCGUUCACAUCGAUGUCGUAAAAGGCGAUUAACGUGUUAUCACGAUAAACACUCAAGAUAUCACUAUUAUUAUGUUCUAAUUGAUAAAAAACCCAACAAUCAGUUAUUCUGAUUUUUACCAAUUACCAAUACUACGAUAAUUUAGAGAUUAUCAAAGCAAGAGUGAAUAGGCACUAUUUGAUGAUGAUGGAGGUCAAACGCACUCAAAUCUAUUAUUAUCAGAGAUCGGAAUUGGUAGAUUGAUUUUAUGUACUUGCAUCAUGAAUUACCAUAGAAAGCAUAACAUAGAUAAGCCUCUUUUCCGGGAUUCCAUUUCAGUACUUACACUUACAGUAAAUUACAUUGUCCGCGAGUAACAUAGGACUACAAUUUACGUGAACGAAGUCGGGGGAAAACAGCUACCACUAAUAUAUUCUUCAUCCCACUUGUAAAAAUUCCGGAAAAAAUGUUAAUAAUUUACAAAUCCGCAAUCCUGGACGGAGGCAUGUCCAUAUUAAUAUAUACGUUUCAGUUCAUUGACCCCAAUUCAAUCUACCUAUUCCGAUCUUUAAUUAUUAUAUAUACUUGUAUGUAUUGUACAAAGUUAUUUGUUAGGCCUGGUGUGUUCGUUACUAAGAAUUACUUAAAAACAUUCCUAAACUAAGCUGUUGAAUUUGUAUGUAUUUAAACAUGUUAAUAUUUUUAAGCGGUCAAUGUCAUCACAUUUUGCAGUAUUUAAUUAUAUUUUGCGUCCGUUCAUUAAGUACUAUACGUUUUUUUUAAAUUAAGAUUACGCUUAUAACUCAAUCAGUAUCUUGAAUGUUAAAUCAGUCUCGUAAGCACACAAUCGUACAAAUAAUACAUGCGAAA